Messenger RNA from Scleropages formosus (Asian bonytongue), 1297 nucleotides. It is a transcript of the gene psmb10, whose product is annotated as proteasome 20S subunit beta 10. The coding region runs from base 229 to 1068 and encodes 279 amino acids. NCBI's taxonomy places the organism in Eukaryota, Metazoa, Chordata, Actinopteri, Osteoglossiformes, Osteoglossidae. The record is from RefSeq and is a predicted model, not a curated record. Gene Ontology annotation, cellular component: cytoplasm; proteasome core complex. The transcript is spliced from 8 exons.
UCGUGCACGUUAGUCUAGAAGUGAAAGUGAAAGCGGAGCGACGCGCUGGUCGGUGAAUUGCUGACACACGGGGGCACGGUACCGUACCGUACCGCACCGCACCGAACGGGGACCGAGACCCUCAGCUGCUGGGCAUCGCCGGAUCUCUCCGCGCUUCUUCUUGUCGUUUCCGAACACCGCGCCGUUGAGUGAUCGCCCUGAACACUUUGUCCGAAGAUCAUCAUCAUCAUGAUGAACAUCGACCAGCGGCCCUGUGAGUCCCAGAGAGGCGGCUUCUCCUUCGAGAACUCCCGCAGGAAUGCAAUGUUAGAGGAGAACCUGUCAAAAUUAGGGUACAGUGCCCCCAAGGCCAGGAAGACUGGGACCACAAUCGCUGGAAUAAUGUACAAGGAUGGAGUCAUACUGGGGGCAGACACAAGGGCAACAGAUGACAUGGUGGUGGCUGACAAGAAUUGCAUGAAGAUCCACUACAUCGCACCCAACAUCUAUUGCUGUGGAGCAGGAGUGGCCGCGGACGCAGAAAUCACCACCCAGAUGAUGGCAUCCAACGUGGAGCUACACUCACUAAGUACAGGCCGUCCUCCUAUGGUGGUCACAGUGACAAGACAGUUGAAACAGUUGCUUUUCAGGUACCAGGGCCACAUUGGCUCCUCUCUGAUAGUGGGAGGUGUGGAUGCAACAGGGACCCACCUCUACAGCAUCUACCCACACGGCUCUACUGACAAGCUGCCCUAUCUGACCAUGGGGUCAGGAGCAGCAGCUGCUAUGUCGGUGUUUGAGGAUCGAUACAAACCAAACAUGGAGCUCAAGGAGGCCAAGACGCUGGUCCGGGAUGCCAUUGCUGCCGGAAUCUUCUGUGACCUUGGCUCUGGCAGCAACGUGGACCUGUGUGUCAUUACCAAGGCUGGGGUGGAGUAUCUCAGAGGCUACGACCAGCCAGCACAGAAGGGCCGCAAACAGGGGGAAUACAAGUACAAGCCUGGGACCACAGCAGUGCUCACAAAGACAGUGACACCACUCUCCCUGGACCUGGUGGAGGAAGCGGUCCAUCUGAUGGACACCAAGUGAGCGUAACCAUGACAACCAUACAGGAGAAACAGUGACAUAAAGGCCAUCAAUGCAAAAAUGACAAACAUACCGGGGGAGACUGGUGGAAAAUACUUAAUGAUGUCUGUAUUAGUUUUAAUACGAUUCAUCAAAAGAAUGUAAUACUAAUUGUUCAAUACUUCCUUUCAUUAAUAAUGAAAAAUAAAAUAUGGAGCUAUCAUUUACAUCAGCUGUGUUUUGUGUGGAUCAA